This is a messenger RNA of Pristis pectinata (smalltooth sawfish), 1950 nucleotides long. It is a transcript of the gene gatb, whose product is annotated as glutamyl-tRNA(Gln) amidotransferase, subunit B. Gene Ontology annotation, molecular function: glutaminyl-tRNA synthase (glutamine-hydrolyzing) activity. The transcript has 13 exons. NCBI's taxonomy places the organism in Eukaryota, Metazoa, Chordata, Chondrichthyes, Rhinopristiformes, Pristidae. The coding region runs from base 25 to 1644 and encodes 539 amino acids. Gene Ontology annotation, biological process: glutaminyl-tRNAGln biosynthesis via transamidation; mitochondrial translation. The record is from RefSeq and is a predicted model, not a curated record.
CGCCCCUGUGCAGGGUGAAGCGUUAUGGCGCUCCGCAUGAGCGGCCGGUGGGCGAGAGCGCUCGAGAAUACGACGUUGUGCCGUUUAACGGUCUUCGGGCGGAGCGCGCGGUCGGCGGCAGGAGGGCGAGGCGGCAGAUGGGAGGCAGUCGUGGGAUUGGAAGUCCAUGCUCAGUUAUGUUCCAACUCCAAACUUUUCUCUGGGUCACAGGUGCAGUUUUCAGCACCUCCAAAUUCAUUGGUAUCAUUUUUAGAUGCUUCACUUCCAGGCACUUUACCAGUUUUAAAUAAGCAUUGUGUCGAAGGAGCUGUGAAGACAGCGUUAGCUGUAAACUGUACUAUUAAUAAGAAAUCUACCUUUGACAGAAAACAUUACUUCUAUGCUGACCUACCAGUCGGAUAUCAGAUAACACAGCAGAGAUGUCCAAUUGCCGUCAAUGGAAACCUUGCAUACAACCUUUGUGUUGGGAAGAACCAUGUGAUACCCAAAUCUGUGCGCAUCAAACAAAUCCAACUGGAGCAAGAUAGUGGCAAAAGUCUUCAUGAUGAUGCAAGAACUCAAACUUUAAUUGACUUAAAUAGGGCAGGGGUUGGUUUGAUAGAGAUUGUUAUGGAACCAGAUAUGUGUUGCGGUGAUGAAGCUGCAGCAGCAGUUAGGGAGCUUCAACUUAUCUUGCAGACACUUGGGACAAGCCAGGGAAAUAUGGCAGAGGGACAGUUGAGAGUGGAUGCCAACAUUUCAGUACGUCGACCUGGGGAACCAUAUGGCGUGAGAGCUGAAGUGAAAAAUAUUAACAGUGCCCGAUUUCUGGCAAAAGCAAUUGAUUAUGAAAUUCAGAGGCAGAUUGAAGUACUGGAGAAUGGAGGGAAAAUAUUAAAUGAAACCAGAGCAUUUGAUUAUAAAUCAGGACAGACCAUAUCUAUGAGAGACAAAGAGGGAAAGCAAGACUACAGGUUUAUGCCGGAGCCAAAUUUACCUCCAUUGAUUAUUUAUGACAAUGAAACUCUCCCUUCUCAUGUGAAUCCUCAACAAGUGGUGAAUAUUGACUGUAUUCAUGAACAGCUGCCUGAGCUACCUAAUGUGAAAAGAACAAGACUGGUGGAAAAGUAUGGUAUUCUUGUUGAACACAGCUUCACUUUGGUGAAUGAAGAUGGGCUUGUGCAAUUUUUUGAAAGUGUUGUAGAACAGACCCAAGCCAGUCCAAAGAAGGUAAUUGGUUGGAUAAUUAAUGAUUUCCUGGCACUUCUGAAACAAAAUAAUCUCAGAGUAAACCAAAGCCCCAUUAGGCCCACUGAUAUGUCAGAAGUACUUAAUCUCUUGGAAAAUGGAUUUAUAUCUUCAUCUGCAGCAAAGCAAGUACUUGUUGAAAUGUGGAAGGGUGAAGGUAAAACUGCAACCCAGGUAGUUGAACUAAAAGAAUUGGGACUGAUCAAAGACCAGAAGAAGUUAGAACAAAUCUGUCAGUGUGUUAUUGAAGAUCAUCCUGCAGAGGUUUCUGAAAUACAGCAAGGAAACUGGAAAGUGGUAAAUAAACUGAUUGGCCAGGUUCAGAGAGCAACACAUGGUCGUACAUCCCCCACCCUGGUGAAGGCUAUUUUGGAAAAGAAAUUGUCCUUAAAGGUGCACCAUAGAAAUCAAGAUUGAUGGCAAAAAUUAUUUCCAGAGUUGCUUGGAAUCACUCAGAAUUAAGAUUGUACUUUUGCAUGGGCUUUGUUCCGAUCAUUUACCAUGACUUCGGGAUUUCAUGACUCGGACACUGGAGAUUCUGCCGUAACUUGAGGUUAAUGAUGCUGCAUAAUUUUAAAAGAAUUGUGCUAGCUGCAUUAUUUGCACAGGUAUGUUCAUUGCUCCCAUGAUGAAUUGUGACCAGAUUGUGUACUAGUUAUGGGGAAAAAUGUUUUCAAUAAAUGUAAUUAUAUUUUAAAAUGAUAAAUAAAAUAUGUAGCUGGA